GUCAUGCCAUCUAUAGAUCUUGGUGAGCUUACAGCAGUUAACUGAUGUCCCCAGUUUGAAAUAUCGUACGCAUCUUUUCCCACUUGCGGUGGAUCACCCUUGAUUUUCUCACUUUGAGAAGUAUUGAAAGGUUUGCCGCAGAUACUAAUUUAAAUGUGUUUUGCAGGACUGGAGUAUCGUGUCAUUUUUAGUUUUAUUUUAAUGACCUGGAGGCGCUUUCCACUUUGAUCGGUGCCAUUUGACGUCGGAAAACACAGAACUCCUGCUGCACUCCUGGUAUUAAGAAAAGAAGAAGAGAACGCGACAGACGAAGCUCACACUGGCGUACUUGCUGGAUUAUAUUGCUUUUCCUGUCCAUUUGAUGAGUUGGAAUAUCUGAGUGCAGAAUACGCAGCGAGAGUGGGGAUGAAACUAUAGAAAUAUUGUCCUGGGAAGGUCCUGCAACCGCUUCUCUCGUAGUGCAGGUUACUCUGUUAGCAGAUCCCUCGAAUAGUGGGUGAAGGAUGUACCGUGUCCGUUUUCAUUGCAUUGGAUAUUCAGGAGGUAAAACAAAAUGCCAUGGAUUAAUCGUGGAAUAAAAUUCGUUCACUGAAAAUAUCACAUGAAGGCACACAAUGGAUGAACGCCUGAAAAGCAAGGAGAAAGACUGAUCCAAUGAAGUGUCUCACUGCUAUAUCACAUGACAGGAAGAGACGUACCCUGGAACCGCCCAUCAGGAAGAAGGAAGUGAAAGACUGAUUGGCUAUAACCAGCUCGAACACAAGAAGCUUACAUUCCAGACUGCAGGCCGUGAUCGCAGCCACUGGGUGUGACAUCGUACAAUAGCAGUGGGACUGUGUGACAGUCAGCAUGACCCCAUCGCUGGUGACCCCACCGACGAGCGAGGAUGGAAACCUGACCUAAAGGGAUUCCUGUCUCACCGCCCUCACCAUUACACUGUUCCAGCGUGUGAGUUGACCAUGGACAAAGUGCUCCGUGGCCUGCUGCUCCUGGGAACCGCUGUGACCAUGGCCCGCGCAUGCCCCAAGUACUGCGUCUGCCAGAACCUGUCCGAGUCGCUGGGCACGCUCUGCCCCUCCAAAGGCCUGCUGUUCGUGCCCCCGGACAUCGAUCGGCGAACGGUGGAGCUGCGGCUGGGCGGCAACUUCAUCCUCCGGAUCACCCAGCAAGACUUCGCCAACAUGACGGGCCUGGUGGACUUGACCCUGUCCCGAAACACCAUCGGAUUCAUCCAGCCCUUCUCCUUCUCCGACCUGGAGACCCUGCGCUCGCUGCACCUGGACAACAACCGCCUGACAGAGAUCGGCCCGGACGACCUGCGAGGGCUUAUCAACCUGCAGCACCUCAUCCUCAACAACAACCAAAUGGAGCGCAUUUCGGAGCGGGCCUUUGAAGACCUGGCGCUGACGCUCGAGGACCUCGACCUGUCCUACAACAACCUGCGGGGCCUGCCCUGGGACUCCGUGCGGCAGAUGGUGAAUCUGCACCAGCUCAGCUUGGACCACAACCUCAUUGACUACAUCCCAGAGGGCACCUUCACCGACCUGGAGCGGCUAGCUCGCCUGGACCUCACUUCCAACCAGCUGCAGAAGCUGCCGCCCGACCCCAUCUUCGCCCGUGCCCAGGACACGGUGGUGCUCACCACGCCCUACGCGCCCCAGCUGUCCCUCAGCUUCGGCGGGAACCCUCUGCACUGCAACUGCGAGGUUCUCUGGCUGCGCAUGCUGGAGAGGGAUGAUGACCUUGAGACCUGUGCUUCCCCUCCCAACCUGAAGGGGCGCUAUUUUUGGCACAUUGCGGAAGAGGAGUUUGUCUGUGAGCAGCCCCUCAUUACUCAGCACACCCACAAGCUGCUGGUCCUGGAGGGGCAGACCGCCAGCAUGAAGUGCAAGGCCAUCGGUGACCCCGCACCCACAAUCCACUGGAUCACUCCCGAUAACCGGCUGAUAGCCAAUUCUUCUCGGACCGUGGUGUAUGGGAAUGGCACGCUGGAUAUCCUCAUCACCACGUCGAAGGACUACGGUACCUUUACCUGCAUCGCGGCUAAUGUGGCCGGGGAGUCCACCGCCACUGUGGAGCUGUCCAUCGUCCAGCUCCCGCACCUCACCAACGACACGGGCCGCACCUCACAGCCAAAGUCCCGGCUCUCUGACAUCACCAGCUCCACCAAGACCACCAAGGGCGAACCUAAGGCUCAACCCGAGAAGGCAGUGUCAGUGACGGAGGUGACAGCGGUCUCAGCCCUGGUCGGAUGGACGGUCAGCAAGGCAGCACCCAAAGUCAAAAUGUACCAGCUUCAGUACAACUGCUCUGAUGAUGAAGUGCUGAUCUACAGGAUGAUCCCAGCGUCGAGUAAAGCCUUCCUGGUGACAAACCUGGUGUCGGGAACUCAGUACGACCUGUGCGUACUGGCGGCCUGGGAGGACACGGCUACCACCCUCACGGCCACCAACGUGGUGGGCUGCGUGCAGUUCUACACCCGGGACGAGUACCCGCAGUGCCAGUCUCUCCGCAGCCACUUCCUGGGCGGCACCAUGAUCCUGGUGGUGGGCGGCGUGAUCGUGGCCACGCUGCUGGUCUUCAUCGUCAUCCUGAUGGUGCGCUACAAGGCCGGGGGCGAGGACGACGCCCCCGCCAGCAAGCUGCCCAGCGUCAGCGACACGUACUCGCAGACCAACGGGGGGCGCAUGCUGCGGAACGGGCUGCUGCCCACCAAGUCCAAGCCCAAGGUGACCCUGCGGAACGAGGUGGUGGAGUUCAGGUGCGGCUCUCUCCAGAGCAGCGUCUCCUCCUCUUCCUCCUCAUCCUCCUCGGGGCCGGUGGACAGCGGCGCCGGCGACAAUUAUGGACAGGAGGGGGCGCUGUCCAGCAAAUGGAGGACCACCUCCUCGAAGGCCUGCCCCAACCUGGACCACCUGCUGGGGGCCUUCACUUCCCUCGAGCUGCGGGGCCAGAGCAGGGACCCGGGGCCCUCUGGGGCCUCCGCCGCCACGGCCGCGGAGCCGCCAACCGACAAGGAGCCUCUGCUGGGCCGGACAAUGGACUCCACGCUCAGCAGGCUGCUCAUGCUGCCCCUGGACAAUAAGCCCAAGAGGAGCCACUCUUUCGACAUGGGUGACGUCACCUGCACCGACGCCCCCUCGCAGGUCUCCAGCUACCCCAGGAGGAUCAGCCGAAUCUGGACUAAGAGGAGCCUCUCGGUGAACGGCAUGCUCCUGCAGUACGACGAGGAGGGAGAGGUGGAGGAGAGCAAGGGGGGAGCUCUCGAGAGCUCCGAGUGGGUCAUGGAGAGCACUGUUUGAGGGGGAAACAGCGGUCAGUGUUGAAAGAAAGAAAGAACCGUGAAACGAACACCCGGUCUUCUUAAGACGGGGAGGGGGAGGAGCUGUGUUCGACAUAAACCCUGCUGGAGCAGGACUGCUUCCCUCCCCCAUUCCCCGCCCCCCUCCCUCCCUCCCUCCCUCCCCCCGUCCCAGUCCCCCAACCGCAUGAAGUUCAUCCAUGUUAAUCCUGUCAGCCUUCCAUCGCCAUGUGACAAAGACUAAGUCCGAGAUCGUGUUGCUUCGCACUGCUGACGCGGGCCGGCUGAGAAGACUCGCUGGCUGGGUGCGCGCGUAUGCGUGGGGCAGGGUGAGAAGUGGUCGGGGAGGGAAAUGACAAAAUGGCGCCGGGGUCAAUCUGGCGUGAUCGCUGGCAUUCCAGGGCCCUGCAGCUGAGCGCAUAUAUCGGUUCAAGCCGGAUUUAUAGAGGAGUGGGCUACGGACACAUCAUACGGGUGGAUGGCUGCCUAUCACAGUGCUUCAGACUCUUGAUGCAACUUAAGAGCAAAUGUAAUUAAUUCAUUUUGUAUUGUUUCAUUUUUUUUAUUUUAUAGGAAAAACGCACAUCAGUACAGAUUGUUUAUUCCUUCUUUUGAGAUUAUUUUUCUAAACAAAAGUUGGAUUUUGUUGGCUUUUAUUUUUCCUCUUGGUUCCCUUUUGAUCCACAAAGAGUUAUUGCUUGUCAAUACAGGUUUCAUUGAAAAUUUGAGUGAAAAUUGUGGAGUGAUGAGUCAUAAUUGCAAUCAUGUUUGCUUCAGUGACAGAAGCAAUGCUUUUUGCUUGAGAUCUUUCCCAUGAUGUUUCUUUAAGCCAAUAUGGAAAACAGUAAGAAAAUGUAAUUAUUACUAUGGUAUGCAUUACGUGCAGAAAUAUAUUCAUAGAUUUUAAACCAAACUCUCUUUAUUCAUGGUAAGUUACAAAAUCGAAACAUUUUAUUUUUUAUAAAAUUGUCAUAUUUAAUAACAAAUAUAAGAAUACAAUAACUUUAAGGAUGAAGAUUGGUGUGAUCUCAGGUGGCUUUUGACCAUGGCAGUUUAUACAAUAUGUCACAUGGAAGAAAUUAUAAUUGAUAGUUUCCAUUCAAAAUAAUUUCAUUUUUGUGAUACUGGUUUUUUUAUUUUUUUUUUCAUUUUGUACAAAACUUUUAUUCUCAAAAUUCCAUCAGAUGAAAUGAAAAUAAAUCCUUCUACCCCAGUGAAUGAGAAUAUAUAAACAUAAGAUUGUGUUACAUACAUUAUAUAUUCAUACCUAGGCACGCACAUGCAUUCUGCACACAUAUAAAUGCAUAUUUAUUUAGUGAUGUACAAGACCCAUUCAUGGACAUGAAGCAUAUUUAAAUAAAUAUUAAAUAUGUUUUGUUUGUAUAUUUGCCAAUCUGUUGCAAGUGGGAGAGACAUCUGAUUUGUGGGAAUGUUCAAUGACCUACUCUGUCUGCCAUUCUCUUUAGUUCUCAGUGGUCUCCCUCUGUUUAUGACUUUUUCUUGUACAGUUCUGUAUAUUGACAUUUUUGUAUGAUAACUGAAUGAGAGUGUAUGAUGGGGAAACUAGCCGUAUUAUAAUUUCCUUGUUCAACAAAAGUAAAAAAAAAAAAUGAAAAAAAGAUGCUUAACUGUAUUGUUACAGUACAGCCUGUUUGUGUGUGUUUCUCAUCUGGAGUUGUAGAAACUGUUUCUGUGGUCAUACCUUUUGUUUUGCUACAAAAAGAUAAAUAUCAAGAAUUCCUAAAAUGUAUCUGCAAUUUCUCAUUGUCAGUCUUUCAUGACGUGGUAACAUGUGUGCGUCAUCCUUUGCAGGCAGCAGUGUUCCUUUUGUGUUUUGCUGAACCUUUGUUGACAUCAUCUAUUUGUCCUGAAUGCAUUAUAAUCCUUUUUUUUCUUUAUAUUUGCAGUUCUGUGAAUUCCUGAAAAGGGCACAUUCAACAAAUCACAGAAAAUUACCAAAAAAAGGGCGUCGUUGGCUUAGAAUCCAUUCACUGCACACAUUUCGAACACAUACCUCUCAUUUGCUCAAGUGUCCCUCUUUCUAUAAAGUCCACCUUAUAUUCACUAUA
This is a messenger RNA of Anguilla rostrata (American eel), 5370 nucleotides long. Its product is annotated as leucine-rich repeat and fibronectin type-III domain-containing protein 2-like. NCBI's taxonomy places the organism in Eukaryota, Metazoa, Chordata, Actinopteri, Anguilliformes, Anguillidae. The transcript has 5 exons. Bases 960 to 3302 code for a protein of 780 amino acids. The record is from RefSeq and is a predicted model, not a curated record. Gene Ontology annotation, cellular component: cell surface; postsynaptic density membrane. Gene Ontology annotation, molecular function: protein binding.